Messenger RNA from Suillus fuscotomentosus, 522 nucleotides. RefSeq lists its product as uncharacterized. Gene Ontology annotation, molecular function: rRNA small subunit aminocarboxypropyltransferase activity. The transcript has 7 exons. Gene Ontology annotation, biological process: maturation of SSU-rRNA. Bases 1 to 522 code for a protein of 173 amino acids. Lineage: Eukaryota; Fungi; Basidiomycota; Agaricomycetes; Boletales; Suillaceae. The record is from RefSeq and is a predicted model, not a curated record.
AUGACAGCUCAAAUCAUUCCUGAGGUGAAGAUGAUGAAUGACUUCGACCAUUGUGAUCCACGCCGAUGUUCUGGGAAGAAAUUCGCCUGCCUCGGCGUGGUCGUAUCUCCAAAAGGGACCCUCGUCAUGAGUCCAGCAGACAAAGAGAUCGUUGUGCGAGAUGGUAUUGCCGUUGUUGAAUGUUCCUGGGCCCGCAUAGACGACGUCCCAUUCUCCAAAAUUGCCAGCCCACACGAACGACUUCUUCCCUACUUGUUUGCUACCAAUUCCACCAAUUACGCCAAGCCUUGGCGGCUGAACUGCGUCGAGGCACUUUCUGCAACUUUCUACAUUACAGGGUUCGAUCAGCAUGCGGAGACCUUGCUCAGUUCGUUUGGGUGGGGCGAUUCCUUCCGGAAAGUCUUAUGGAUUUUCUACUACCCGGCAAUCUUUUGUCAUCACGCUUACGUCCUAUACCGUAAUUUUUCGUCCUGGGGCGAAAAAUGCCGCCCAGGCUGCGCGCUGAGCGGAUCGGGUGCUUAG